This is a messenger RNA of Eutrema salsugineum, 2748 nucleotides long. RefSeq lists its product as uncharacterized. The record is from RefSeq and is a predicted model, not a curated record. Gene Ontology annotation, molecular function: nucleic acid binding; zinc ion binding. NCBI's taxonomy places the organism in Eukaryota, Viridiplantae, Streptophyta, Magnoliopsida, Brassicales, Brassicaceae. The coding region runs from base 1 to 2748 and encodes 915 amino acids. The transcript has a single exon.
AUGGAGACUACUAAGUAUAUUGCUGUGCGGAAACCACUGCGUCUUGAUGCUGGAAACUUUGGUCACUGGAAAGCUCACAUGAGGCAUGUGAUCCGAGGAAUUGAUGAGGAUGCAUGGACUGCAGUGGAAGAAGGGUGGACUGCUCCGGUUAUUGCUACAGUCGGCGACGAUGGAAUCACUAAGAACUACCCCAAACCAAAGAACACAUGGACAGAUGUUGAGAAGAAUGCUUCAAAAUUCAACUCGAAGGCCAUCAAUGCUAUCUGUGAAGCAGUUGAGCUGGAUGAAUUCAGUCUGAUACAAGGGUGCUCAUCUGCUAAGGAAGCAUGGGAUAUAUUGGUGAAUCAUUUUGAGGGAGAUACGAGUGUGAAGCGAUCGAGACUGGAUCAUCUGGCUUCUCAAUUCGAAAAUCUCAGGAUGGAAAAGGAUGAGUCGAUCACUAGUUUCACCACAAAGAUCAGCACUCUUGCAAAUGAAGCGUUUGUUCUUGGGAAAAAGUACAAAGACAAAAAGCUUGUCAAGAAGCUCCUCCGAUGUCUUCCACCUAAGUAUGCAGCACAGAAGACAGUGGUAAAGUAUUCCAUGGAUUCAGAUGACAUGAAGUUUGACACGCUGGUUGGCAUGCUCAAGGCCGAAGAAUUGGAAGCUACGGCAGAUGAAAAGGUCAAACAGAAAGAUCUGGCAUUUGCAGCUACAACUGAAAAUGACAGAGUGAGUCAGAUGGAGGAGCAGCUAAGUCUGUUAGCUAAGAACUUCAAUAAGAUGGUGAAACGGGUAGAGAAAGGACAGAACAAGUCCUCCAGGUUUCAGAAAACUGAUUCAGACAGAGGAAACUCUCGCAACUUCCGUUCUGAUGGGGAUCGAACAGGUAGGAAAAAGGAGAUGCAGUGUCAUGAGUGCGAAGGUUAUGGACAUUUCAGAAAUGAAUGUCCACUAACUAAGCGGAAAGAACUUAAGUGCACUGAAUGCAGAGGUUUUGGCCAUAUGCGAAGUGAAUGUCCAAAUGGAUCCAGAUCAAAAGAGAAAUCACUCGUGGCUUUGGGUGAGUCUGAGUCUGAAAGUGAAGAGGAAGAAGAUGACGAAAAUCAAAUGCUGAACUUUGUUGCAUUUGUGGCGACUGGUGACAAAGACGACAAGGAAGAGAUUCAGCAGGUCAUGGACUCAGAAAGUGACGAUGAGGAUGUGGAGUUUGAUGCCAAGGUUGAAUACCGAAAACUGUAUGACAACUGGGUUCAGCUGAGCAAAGAUAAUCUUCAGCUGAUAAAGGAUAAGGCAAUGAUGAAAGCGCAAAUUAACAUCCUUGAAAUGGAGAAAGAUCCAGUGGAGGAUGUCUUGGAGAAAAUUGAGAAUCUCAAAGAUGAGAAAAUCAAUUUAGAUGCUCUGAAGGCUGAAAAAAUCAAGAAUCAGGAACUGGAAAUUAAACUCGAGAAUUUGAGGGAAGUUUGCAGGCUAGAAAAAGAUAAGAGCAUCAAUCUUCAGUCUCAACUAACUGAAAAUCAUAAAAAGAUAAGGAUGUUGAACACAGGUGCGGAGAAUCUUGAUCAAAUCCUUUCCAUGGGCUUACCUCCCAAGAAGAACUGGGGUCUGGGAUAUGAAGGUGCUGUUGGGAACAGUGGAACUGCAUAUGGAAACAUGUCUAACUUUGUCCAUGGAGGUACAUCCCGAAGUGAGCUUGUCCAAGUGGAACCUGAGCCUAUUGGAGAAAGCUUGGUACAGGUUAAGGAGAAUCAUCCUCAAGCGAAUCAGACUCAGAAGGCACAUCAAGGUACGAAUGCCAAUCAAGUUCCUGUGAAACGUGCUAAACACACCAAACCAUGUUGUUUCUUCUGCAAGAAACCAGGGCACAAAAAAUUCAGAUGCUACAAGUUCAGGAACAAGAUCAGAAGCGCAUGGAGACGAAAUGUUGCGUAUCUGGAGCCUAAGCAAUGGGGUAAAGUGUGGAUUGACAAGCGCGAUCUGUAUGGAACACCGUCACCAAGAACAAUACCUGCAGAAGUUGUCUUUGAUCAUGCUCAAGAAGAAGGGGUUGCAGAAGUGGUUUGUAAUUCCGCUUCAAAGGAGGCAACAACUGUAGUUGUGUGCAAUCUUGCACGAAUUCAGUUUGAAGAAACCAACCACAUAGCCAAUGUGGCCUACACGUCAUCUCAAGGACAUGUAGGUGAUGCUUGGUACUUUGACAGUGGAUGUUCAAGACACAUGACCGGGAAUUGUGACCUGUUUGACACAAUCAGCAUUGUCAAAGCUGGAAAUGUUACAUUCGGUGAUGGAGGACAAGGAAAAAUACAAGGAGUAGGGAACUUGGAGAGAGACGAUCAACCCCAACUCUUGAAUGUUUUCUAUGUCCGCGGUCUCAAAGCAAAUCUCAUCAGUGUGAGCCAAUUGUGUGACGAAGGGCUUAAAGUUAUCUUCACCCGUGUGGAUUGCAAAGCAGUGGAUGAAAAUGGAAACAUUGUUCUUCUGGGCAUCAGGUCAGGGAAUAAUUGUUACAUGUGGAGUCAGUCCGAUCAAUGUCUUUCAGCAAGAGAAUCACACAUGGAACUGUGGCACAAGAGACUCGGUCAUAUGAACACUCAUGGACUAAGUCGUCUUGUAAAAGCUGAGGCAAUAAGAGGAAUACCAGAACUGGGUGCUCCAGGAGAUAGUGUGUGUGAAGCAUGCAACCGUGGGAAACAGAUUAAGGUACAACACAAGGCAGUCUCCGAAAAAUCAGGUCAAAGAAAGUUCUCGAACUCAUCCAUAUGGAUCUAA